AGCAUGAAGCUCUAACAAGGCCAACGACUAUUUGCAUGUCAGCAGAGCAUCGAGGUCAAUACCGAAAGACCAAUCCUUCCUCGUACAUCGCGCGCCCUCCUUUGGAGUGUCUGCCGAACAACCUCACCGUUCCGAUCGCGCCCGCAUAAUUCCUUCGCAUUCCUAUAACGAUCGAAGAUGUUCUCCAGCUUAGGGGAUAUGAAGCCCAGGCAAUUGCUUGUCCAGGUGCUUAACUUUGGCUUAGUACUGAGCACGGCGUUCAUGAUGUGGAAAGGUCUCAGUGUUUUCACCAACAGUCCAAGUCCGAUCGUUGUCGUGCUCAGUGGAUCAAUGGAGCCAGCUUUUGAACGUGGAGACCUUUUGUUCCUCUGGAACCGAGGAAUGGACACGCAAAUCGGUGAAAUAGUAGUCUACAACAUCCAAGGCAAAGAUAUUCCCAUCGUCCACCGUGUGAUACGAAGAUUCACCAUCGACGAUACUCUACAUCUUUUGACAAAGGGCGACAACAACGCGGCGGAUGACACCGAAUUGUACGCAGCAGGCCAGAACUUUCUCAAUCGUGAGAGAGACGUGAUUGGCAGCGUAGUAGGCUAUGUCCCCCUUGUCGGAUACGUGACGAUAUUACUAAGCGAGUAUCCAUGGUUGAAAACGGCGAUGAUAGCGAUCAUGGGGUUGACAGUGGUGCUUCAGAGGGAAUGAGUUGAGCGCGAAAACGAGGAGCAUGUACCUCGAUUGUUUGAGUGCAAAUAGCAAAAACAUGGCUUGGCGACUGUUUGGGAUUUGUGAAGGAGGGCGCGCAAUAUUACCUUUCCUGGGUUAAUUCAUUGGAGCGUCGAUGUCGAAUCUAAACAAGGCGACUGGUUCAUCAAGGACCAAGAAAACAGCAACAAAGAUAUGAAGAUUCAAGCAAUGCUUUCUCGCGACUGCUCCCAUCCCCGGCACGUUUCCGCUGAAAGGAAGUCCAAACGUAUUUUGUGCUUCCAAACGUGAAAAUGGACGAAGGUGGUUUCUGCAACGCAAAAAUGGCACUGACCGUGCUCUCGGCGGGAUUCGCGACCGAAGUCACGGCGAAAGGUCCCCCCGUU
Verruconis gallopava is the source of this 1085-nucleotide messenger RNA. RefSeq names its product signal peptidase complex catalytic subunit sec11. Gene Ontology annotation, cellular component: signal peptidase complex; membrane. The coding region runs from base 178 to 699 and encodes 173 amino acids. The transcript is spliced from 10 exons. The record is from RefSeq and is a predicted model, not a curated record. Lineage: Eukaryota; Fungi; Ascomycota; Dothideomycetes; Venturiales; Sympoventuriaceae. Gene Ontology annotation, molecular function: serine-type endopeptidase activity.